UUUAUCUUGUAGACGUGCGAUUGAGUGCGGCAUGCUUGUGAGCGAGGCGUUUCAUAAUCUCGCAAUCAAUCGGUAGGUCAGUUCGAUCGAUCGAUCGUAGCUGCGCGCUGUGCAACACAGAACAUUUAUCUUCACUGCGGCACAUGCACGUAUUUGCCGUAUGAGCCGCUCUGCGUUGGUGUGCGACAUCGAAGAAGAGACAGUGGACAGGUCGCGCGCUGCAUAGUGUGUGUGCCUGUGUGCGCUUUGUAACGAAAACAGAGUCCGUCCGUCGUGACGACGACUUGUGGAAGCGCAGCUUCUCUAAUGUGAGAAAGAGAUUGCCGUUCUGCUCGAGUCCGUGUGUGGCAUACAAAAUAUUCUGCGCUACGUCCCGUCAAGAAUUCUACACGAGUCUCGAGAGCAAAGUGUGCCGCGCGUCGCAGUAAACGAGGAAGAGAGAGAGAGAGAGAGAGAGAGUGAGAGAGAGAGAAAGAGAGAGAGAGAGAGAGAGAGAGAGAGAGAGAGAAACAAACAGAGAGUGGUGUCGGAAGUGGUGUUUCGUGAGACGAGAGACGCGCGAGAAUCCGCAUCGGUAAUCGAUAUGACCCACGUAAUCAUGGGUCGGCGUUCUUCUCGAAGGUUAUCAUCAUCGUCGUUGACGUUGUCGUUCGUAAACAUGACAGACCGCGGCGAUCUGUGAAGAUGGAAGAUUGAACCACAAGGGCGGUGCGCCCCUUCGAUUGCAGUCGCGCGGCUAAAGGAGGACUGUUCGUUUCGUUCGUUCAUUCGUUCGCUGCUAAUCGUAUAUCUCUUGUGUCUUUUUGUUAUCACGUCGCGCUGCGAAAUCGUUCGGAUGCGGAGGGUGCCACAAUGGUGAUACGAUAAUAAUUACCAAUUCGCAGCUUGCCGCGUAUGCAAUUGCUCAGAUUUGUUCUGCAACCGCGUGAAGAUCCUUAAGACUGCCCGUCCUUACCAAGUACCUUUUCAAGUACCAUGGAAGUAGUAGUCUAUAAAUCCUGAACUGAAAGGAGGAUGCCAGUAACUAAACGCAUUCCAUAUCCUUCGCGAUCCGACGGCGGUAGUAGUGAGAGUCCGUUACUCGUGGAAGAAGGAGAGACGGUCGGCGCACCACACAGUCCACGCAAUAAACAUAGUCACAGCCAUUCACAUAGCAAUCCCCAUCGGUCUCACAGUUAUCAUCAUGAGAAACCCAAACAAUUAGUGAAGUACGGAGAACUAGUUAUACUUGGAUACAAUGGUUACCUUCCACCUGGUGAUAGGGGAAGGAGAAGAAGUAAAUUCGUACUAUACAAAAGACCAGUGCCAAAUGGCGUUAAACGCAGUAAACACUACAUCGUUAAAACGCCCCAUAGCUCGCAAGCCAUUCUCAAUACGAAGCAACACUCGAUCUCAUAUACACUAUCCAGAACACAAGCUGUUAUCGUUGAAUACACGGAAGACGAAGAGACGGAUAUGUUUCAGAUCGGCCGUUCGUCCGAGUCGCCUAUCGAUUUCGUGGUAAUGGAUACGUGCGCGGGCGGUGGAGAUGGUGGCCCCGCUAACGAAGGGCGCGUUGCCCAGAGCACCAUCAGCAGAUUUGCCUGUCGAAUUCUAGCGGAUCGAUCGGAUCCAAGAAUCGCCAGAAUUUAUGCUGCAGGUUUCGACAGUUCAAGAAACAUUUUUUUAGGGGAGAAAGCAACCAAAUGGCAAGAGAAUCGUGAGAUUGAUGGACUUACGACAAACGGAGUUUUAAUAAUGCAUCCUCGAGGUCAGUUUUGCGGCGGUGAGGCGCAGUGCGGUUUCUGGCGAGAAGUUAGCGUGGGCGGUGGAGUCUUUUCACUCAGAGAAAGUCGAAGUGCUCAGCAGAAGGGCAACGUCGUAGAAGAUGAGAAUAAUAUUUUACAGGACGGCACUCUCAUCGAUCUUUGUGGCGCCACUUUGCUCUGGCGAUCGGCAGAGGGUCUUGCUAAGUCUCCGACCAAACAGGACCUAGAAGAAUUAGUGGACGCUAUAAAUGCCGGGAGGCCGCAAUGCCCGGUAGGCCUGAAUACGUUGGUCAUACCACGUAAAGCAGCUACAGACUCGACACAACAACAGCCAUAUGUUUAUCUCAAGUGCGGUCACGUGCAGGGACAUCAUGAUUGGGGUCAGGAGAAGGACAAGGUUACCAGAAGGUGUCCUAUGUGUCUGGUUGCGGGUGCAGUGGUUAAAUUAUCUAUGGGAAUAGAACCUGCCUUCUACGUAGAUUGUGGACCACCGACUUACGCGUUUAGCCCUUGCGGUCACAUGGCUACGGAGAAAACCGUCAAAUACUGGGAAAAAGUAGCCAUACCACACGGCACGAACGGCUACAUCGCAAUUUGCCCCUUCUGUGCAGUCCCACUUGAGGGAACACCAGGAUAUGUAAAACUAAUUUUUCAGGAUAAUGUAGAUUGAAGUUAUAAGAUAAUAAGAUAAUGGAAAUAUGUAGAAAUUAAUAACUUCUUAAGAAAUAUAUAAGAACUAUUAAACACAAAAACUUAAGAAAAUUCGCAAAAGCAGUCAUGUCGAAUAUAGCUGUAAUUCAUAACCCAAAAGUUUAUUUUCUUGUAUAUGUACUUUUUUCAGUCACAGUGAAAACAAUAUAACAAAUAUACAUUCAUCUUAUAUUAAAUAUCAAAACAAAGUUUUAUAGAAUACAGAGAUAUCAGACAUGUGCUAAGUAACCAAGUAGAUUAUAUACUUUUUUAAAUUAAUUAUACAAAUGGCCUGAAUAUCCCAAUUGUUCAAGCAUUAAGAAAUAUUUAUAUAGAAUAUCUUAAUAUGUGUGCAUAUAAUGUACAUUUGCUGAGAAGAAUCAAGAGAUUUACAAAAAGA
This is a messenger RNA of Harpegnathos saltator (Jerdon's jumping ant), 2838 nucleotides long. RefSeq names its product E3 ubiquitin-protein ligase pellino (gene Pli). The transcript has 9 exons. Gene Ontology annotation, molecular function: ubiquitin protein ligase activity; protein binding. The record is from RefSeq and is a predicted model, not a curated record. NCBI's taxonomy places the organism in Eukaryota, Metazoa, Arthropoda, Insecta, Hymenoptera, Formicidae. Gene Ontology annotation, biological process: regulation of Toll signaling pathway; protein polyubiquitination. Bases 1015 to 2418 code for a protein of 467 amino acids.